AUGGAGUUUUCUAGAAGAAAAAAAUGGGGGAAGUCGGCGAAUGAAAGACAAAUUUUGUACCCACUUAGUGUUCAGUUCUAUGUGGAGCCUCCUACUGAAAAUAUCUCUUUAAUAGAAUUUGAAACAUUUGCUGUUGACAGACUAAAAUUGCUCAAAACAGUUGAGAAUCUGGGUGUGACUCAUGUUAAAGGUUCUGAAGUUUAUAAAAAAAAGCUGGAAACAGAAAUAAGGCAUCUUAAAUUUCCAUAUCAUGCUUUGGCUACUGUGGACCAUGAGGCGAGAAGAAAAGAUCAUAUUUCUCACUUCAUACUGCGUCUUGCCUACUGCCAAUCGGACGAGCUUAGGCGGUGGUUUAUCCAACAAGAAAUGGAUCUUUUCCGCUACAGAUUCACUCAGCUAAAUGAUGAUUUGAUUGAAGAGUUCCUUGGAUAUGUUAAUUUGAAAUAUGAUGCUAUUCCAGAAACAGAAAAGACUGUCAUUAAAGACAAGCUACAAAAUGCAACUCCUUCUUUUGUCUCCUCUGAUGUAGAAAAAACUGUCUUCUAUAAAGUCCCUUUCUGUGAUGCUGUGGAUUUAGUUCGUGUCAGACAAGUUUACUUUCUUGGUGGUUACGCCUGUGUGCCUCGGCAGGAUUUUCUUUCCAUUGUCUUGAACAAUUACAGAACCAAACUGUCGAAAGCCCUGGCACUAACAGCACGAUCACUGCCCAUUGUACAGACUGAUGAAAGACUCCAGCCUCUGCUUAAUAAACUCAGCCAUGCAUAUGUUGGUCCAGAUUACAGCAUUGAAAAAAAUACUGGGAAAAUUUCAUUAGAACAGAUUGAUGCUCUUUCGGUUAAAUCAUUUCCUCUCUGCAUGCGCCAGCUGCACAAAGCUCUGCGUGAUAACCAUCAUCUCCGUCACGGAGGCCGUAUGCAAUAUGGCUUGUUUCUAAAGGGCAUUGGUUUAACAUUAGAACAAGCGCUGCAGUUCUGGAAGUCUGAAUUCAUCAGAGGGAAAGUAGACGCAGACAAGUUUGACAAAGGGUACGCUUACAGCAUCCGGCAUAGCUAUGGAAAAGAAGGCAAGAGAACUGAUUAUACUCCAUUCAGCUGCAUGAAAAUUAUCCUGUCCAAUCCACCAGGCCAAGGGGAUUAUCAUGGGUGUCCAUUCCGCCACAGUGAUCCUGAUCUGCUGAAGCAGAAGCUACAGUCAUAUAAAGUCCCUCCCACAGGGAUCAGUCAGAUUUUGGACCUGGUGAAAGGUAUGCAUUACCAGCUGGCCUGUCAGAAGUACUUUGAACUGACACAUGAUGUUGAUGAUAUUGGCUUUUCUUUGAACCAUCCAAAUCAGUAUUUUGCAGAGAGUCAGCAGCAACUCAGUGGCAUCAAGGAAACAAAAAAAGAACAAAGGCAACCUGAAAGCUCUCAGCCAAAGCAGAGCAGCCAGAAAAGUAUAAAUACAGCCUCCCCUCCCUCUUCUUUAAAUAAAACAGAAGAAAUGGAACUGGAAGGACUGGAAGAGUACUUUGCUGAAGAUUAACAAGCAUCGUUUCCCCUUUACAACAUGGCUUUUGCUGUUUCUCUCUAUUUUGAAAGAGGUCUCUUAAGAAUGAGGAGCCAACACUGUGGUGGAACAUAGGCUGGCUGUGUUCUACAUGAAAAGGAAAAGAGGGAAAGUCUUGUAAUGCAUCUAGCUUAGUAACCUGUGCAGCGGUUUUGAAAAGCAGCCAUCCCUUGGGACAUGGAAAUGACACAGUACUGUGCAAGUGUGAGUGAUUCAGCAGUUUGAAUCACAUUUUUAUUUCUGUGGGCAAACGUUUGAGUCUCUAGUCCUCCUGCCCUAUGCUCACUGUUAUGUAGCUUUGUUUUCUCCACUAUUUUUCCUUAAUAAACCCAAUUCUGAAAUGUA
Messenger RNA from Elgaria multicarinata webbii, 1890 nucleotides. It is a transcript of the gene PRIM2, whose product is annotated as DNA primase subunit 2. The record is from RefSeq and is a predicted model, not a curated record. Gene Ontology annotation, biological process: DNA replication, synthesis of primer; DNA replication initiation. Gene Ontology annotation, cellular component: alpha DNA polymerase:primase complex. The coding region runs from base 1 to 1521 and encodes 506 amino acids. Lineage: Eukaryota; Metazoa; Chordata; Lepidosauria; Squamata; Anguidae. The transcript has 13 exons.